Molecule: messenger RNA, 782 nt
Organism: Drosophila albomicans
Lineage: Eukaryota; Metazoa; Arthropoda; Insecta; Diptera; Drosophilidae
Gene: Rpb5
Product: DNA-directed RNA polymerases I, II, and III subunit RPABC1
Exons: 1
Coding region: 81-713 (210 amino acids)
Biological process (GO): DNA-templated transcription
Cellular component (GO): RNA polymerase II, core complex; RNA polymerase I complex; RNA polymerase III complex
Molecular function (GO): DNA binding; DNA-directed RNA polymerase activity
Source: RefSeq, a predicted model, not a curated record
UAAUUUUUGCUAUUGCCAAAAUAAAGACGCCGCCGCGUGCUUCGAUCUCUGAAAAGUUUUAAUAAAAAUUAAAAUAUAUAAUGGAUGACGAGGCGGAAACCUACAAACUGUGGCGCAUUCGCAAAACCAUCAUGCAGCUAAGUCAUGAUCGUGGCUAUUUGGUAACCCAAGAUGAGUUGGACCAGACACUGGAGCAGUUCAAGGAAAUGUUCGGCGACAAACCCAGCGACAAGCGUCCGUCGCGCUCCGAUUUGAUUGUCUUGGUGGCCCACAACGAUGAUCCGACUGACCAGAUGUUUGUGUUCUUCCCCGAGGAGCCCAAGAUUGGCAUCAAAACUAUUAAGACUUACUGCACCCGCAUGCAGGAGGAGAACAUCCACCGCGCCAUUGUUGUGGUCCAGGGCGGCAUGACGCCCUCGGCCAAGCAAUCUUUGGUGGACAUGGCGCCCAAGUACAUACUCGAACAGUUCCUCGAAUCCGAGCUGCUGAUCAACAUAACGGAGCACGAACUGGUACCUGAGCAUGUGGUCAUGACUGCUGAGGAGAAGCAGGAGCUGCUCAGUCGUUAUAAGCUGAAGGAGAACAUGUUGAUGCGUAUCCAAGCUGGUGAUCCGGUGGCUCGUUACUUUGGCCUGAAACGUGGCCAGGUGGUGAAGAUUAUUCGCUCCUCGGAGACGGCGGGCAGAUACAUUUCAUAUCGUUUGGUAUGCUGAGGGAGUAGUCUAAGUACUUUAUUAUCAAUAUAAGCGCAAUAAAAGUCAUUUUCUUGCAAUUUUUGCAUU